This is a messenger RNA of Aaosphaeria arxii CBS 175.79, 1086 nucleotides long. RefSeq lists its product as uncharacterized. The transcript has a single exon. The coding region runs from base 176 to 676 and encodes 166 amino acids. The record is from RefSeq and is a predicted model, not a curated record. NCBI's taxonomy places the organism in Eukaryota, Fungi, Ascomycota, Dothideomycetes, Pleosporales.
AUUAUUGCAUUAACAAAUGUCACAAUGUCUUUUAUAUCGCAUAAGGCCAUCGCGGGGUCGUAUUCCUCUUCACUAGUCUACCUCAUCGAUCUCAACCUAGUCGGGACGUUGCCAUUCAUCCCCGCUGGUUAACAUACAACACAACUUCGAUCAACAACAACACAAAGACUUCAACAUGUGGAACAAAUCGCACAUCUACUUCAUUUUCUCGUCACUGGCUCUCCUGAGCAAUGCGUUGCCAUUUGAAAAUGCACCCAACAAUCGUCUCGUUGUUCCCCCAGCAAGAUCAUAUUCAAUUGUCAAUGUGGACGGAGGCUCCACCACACCAACCCAGCCUGAACCGACAACAGUCGUGGAGACUGUUCAAGUCACAAGUGCCGCGCCGACAACAACAACCACGGUGACGACCACUACAAUCCAACCAGCACCUAUACUUUCUCCUGUUUCCACAUCGACAAUUUCAACCUCAUCUACACCGACCACAAUAACUUCGCAAAGCACUACACUUGCGAGUUCAACAACAACACCUACCACGACACCAGCACCACAUGUUAUAACGGUGACCGUUACAGACACCGCCGGUCCAACCGAGUACUAUGACAACGGCCUUUGGCAUACAUACUAUCCUGUCAAGACUUUUGCGACAGUGGCUGUGGUUUCAGCAGCAAGCUCUUAGUGAGCAACAAUAUCAAGAGUGUCAAAACGAUACUUAAGCCAAUGCGCAUUAAUAGCUUAAACCCACUGGUGGGAAAAUCUGUUGCUCGAACCGAAUUGGAAAUGAUGCUUUCAUGUACAUUUUAGAUUGAUUAGGGUAUCGGUGUUUGUGAGUGACUUCAUGAGGGCAUGAGUAUGGAUCGCACGGAAUGGAAAUACGGCCUGGGAAAUCGGAACAUAUUGCAUUGGGUGGCGUUUCGAAGUGAACGAACACGAAUUCUACCAGACACCUAGAUAUAUAUGUUCGCACAGCCGACUUAAAAUGAAUAAAGUCAAAUCAUUAUCAGAUCGUGCGACAGAUAAAAACAAAGCUACAAGUACAUGCAGGUCUGAUCCGAUAUCGUUCCUGAGCUAUAACGUGAUGACGAAGCU